Messenger RNA from Drosophila kikkawai, 2740 nucleotides. RefSeq names its product liprin-beta (gene Liprin-beta). NCBI's taxonomy places the organism in Eukaryota, Metazoa, Arthropoda, Insecta, Diptera, Drosophilidae. The record is from RefSeq and is a predicted model, not a curated record. Gene Ontology annotation, molecular function: protein binding. Gene Ontology annotation, biological process: neuromuscular junction development. Gene Ontology annotation, cellular component: presynaptic active zone.
CUGGACAUUAAACUAUACGGCCACACUAAAUACAUAGCUCUUCUAUUUUUGUGAUAGUGUUUUUUUCCCCAAUUUGUGCUAAAAUUAAUAUAAUAACUAUGAAUGCAAUUUCAAACAAUUAUGCGAAAUGACGUGCCUUUCCUGAGCUGCUUAUGUAACGCUGCACAGGCCGCGAAAUAAGACCGCACAUCGAUUACCGGGGAUUAGCGAAGCUCAAGUCGGACUAAAUGGCGGCGGUGGCCGAGGGCAGCAAAAUGCUGGAGGCGGCGCUUCAGCAAAUGGAUGGCCUUAUAUCGAGCACAGCGACCCAGGCUGGCUCCGCUGCGGCGGCAGCUGCCGGGGCUUCUCUGACGCUGAGCGAGCGAAACUUGAUUUCGGCCACCAAUGUCUUAUCGACGGCCAAGACUUUGGCUCUCGCCCUGCAACAGGUGGGACUGGCUGCUCCGGCCCCUGAUCCUGUCACCGCGGCCAUCAUAAGCGACUGGUUGGAAACGCACAUACCUCGUCAGGACUCCGACGAGCGAAUGCGGCGGUUGCAGCGCGACAAGGAGGGGCUGGCUCUGCAGUACCAAAUGCUGGCAGAGCGCGUUUCGGAGCAGGCGGACAAGAUCAUCGAGCUGGAGGGGCUGAUCACGGAGAAGACCCAGCAGUUGUGCAGCAAGGAGGAGCUGUUGCAGCGCCAAAUGAUUUCCAGGUCCGCCCUCGAAACGCAGAAGCUCGAGCUGAUGAGUGCCUUAAGUGAACUGAAACUACAUCGCACGGCAUUGGAGCAGGCCAGUGAUGGGGCCGCAGUAGGUGGCAAUAUGCCCUAUGGCAGUUUGAGCAAUAUAAACCAGAAGGCCUUCAUGGGGUCCCCGAAGACCCCACCCUCUGCGCUGCGCCAUCAGAUCAAGCCGCAGUUCCACAGCCUGCCACGAUCGCACGGCAAGCUGGGAAACAACAACAACAACAGUCGCAUCUUGGAUGUAAACGCAAAUAGUAGCGGAAAACAGCGGAACGUGGCCUUCGCUUCGAACGAGCAGAUUCUGAUCGAAGACAAUGCUCACCACGCCGACGAGACUAUGACAUCCAGUUUCAUGUCGCAGUUCACUCCUUCGCCGAAGCUGCGGGAACGUUCUGCCCGCGGCUUGCGCAACAUUCUCGGCAAGCUGCGGCGCAGCAACAGUAGCAACUGCGAGCUUACAGCCUUGGAGCAGGCAGAACCCGAGUUUCGACGCGGCGGCUCCAGAGCCACCGCAGGCGGACGCAUCGAAUGGAGUGCUCAGACGCCUCUGUUCGGUGAGAAUGAAAAGCACUGGACCACUUGGGGAGCACAAGAGGUGUGCACCUGGCUCGGACACAUGGGUUUGGGCUGCUACGAGGACAAUUGCCGGAAAUGGCUAAGGGCCAACCCAUCGGUGUCGUUUUUCACCGCCUCGCCUGUGGACAUUGAACGUGAGCUUAAUUUGAAGCUGCCGCUUCACCGCAAGAAGAUCAUGCUGGCCAUCGACGACAUCACGGGGAAGGAAUUCGAUGAGCUAACCUUGAAGUCAGCCAGCUUGGAUGUGGCCUGGGUGCUGCGAUGGCUCGACGACAUUGGACUACCGCAGUACAAGGACUACUUUAUGCAGGCCAAGGUUGAUGGGCGAAUGCUGCACCGCCUUACGCUCGAGGAUCUGUCCCAGUUGCAUGUGAGCUCUUGCCUGCACAUAGCCUCGCUGCGAGCAGGCAUAUUGUGUAUGCGUCGCAUGUCCUGGAACCCCGAGGGUCUGAUUCGACGGUCCCUUAAAGCGGCUAGCGAGGAUGAGGCCGCGGGCAGUCCCGACAGGGACAAUGUGGAGCUGUGGACAGCACACCGCAUCAUGGGUUGGCUUCAGACCAUAGACCUGUCCGAGUACACGCCAAAUCUACGCGGUGCCGGCGUCCAUGGGGCUCUAAUGCUCUACGAAGCACGUUUCAAUGCGGACCUGCUGGCCGACCUGCUGUCGAUACCACCGAGCAAGUCACUGCUGCGCCGCCACCUGGCCAUGCAUUUCAAGGAGCUGGUGGGUCGUCCGGUUAUUCUUAGUAAACGGGAUGCCGAGUCAGCGCCUGGUUAUCAACCGCUGAGCAUUACUGCUAAGCUAAAGCCGGUUAAGCGAUCACAGUUCUCGUUGAAGCGUCGCAAGAGCUCGAAGAGCCAAAGCGACAUUGACUGGACAGAGUAUGUGUGCCCCAUGAACGCCAGGGUGCCGGAAUCCUCUUUGGUGGAUGCGGCCAAGGAUCACGAGGGCUCAAUGAGUUCGAAUUAAUGAGCAGCCGGCAGACGCACAAAUCAAUUUCAAGCCACGUUGCUGAUAUGCAAAAGAUAAUUAAGCUCAAUUGAACUGCCAACUUAACGAAGCAAGUGACCAAAUCUACAAAUCAAGCGACAAUAUUAGCAAAACUAAACCUGGGCACGCCCAAACUUCCAAGUGUCUAUCGAAUGAAUUCGAGCAGAGCCUAUAAUCCAACCAUGUAUGUUAUCAUCAUUUGGGAAAUUCUUCUGUAACUAAAAAUUAACUGUAACAAAAAUUAGGCUAAUCUGGAUCCGGAACUCAAUGACAUUUUUAGCAUCCAGCAUAACGGUGGAAACGAGAAGUAUUUUCUAUGGCAUUGAAUUAAGAGCGACCCUAACAUUAUAGACUUAAAGCCCAUAUUGGAGUUUAUCUUUUGUACUAACCCGUAACUGUAUUAACGGAUAUUUUGUAAAAUAAAAACAACGAUGCCUUUUACAAAUGUA